UAAUCUCUUCGGUAGCAUACCACCAUUUUCAGGAUUGUCUUCGACUUUGAAUUUGGAGGAAACAGACACCUCUGCCGUGGGCCGUUAGCCAAAUGUGGUUAAAGGGAAAAAAUAUCCAAUUUUUUUUUUUUUUUAUUAAUGACACUUGGAGUCAGCUUAAAUUUCUAAAGCAACUACUGAACCUAAUUCCUAAGGUCACAAUAGAAAGAAAAUCCAUAAACACAUAUAUAGUUGGAAUCGCCUAUAGGGCAGGCAUUAAUAUGCAAAGGUUUCUUUCCAGCUGGGACAUCAUCCGCAACGUCAUCAUCUUUAGUUUAGGAAGUAGAUCGGAAGGGCAACGAAAGCUACCCGGUCAUCAUGGAUAAAACUACCACUCUUUAGUCAAUCAGACAAUGAAUUGGAGUGAAGAUCUUGAAUGCAAGAGUGAGUUUGUCUUCGCAGAAAAGAGCCUCUUCAUUGCAGCCAACCUGCGAUCACCUAUGAUAUGUUCAAACACGUGUAAUUAAGUGGUGGAACAGUUGAUAAUUAUAGUAAAUUUGUGAAUAUUCACAAGGAAAAAGACAAAAUAAUUCAACUAAUUAAAGGUUAAAUAUGCUUAGUAAGAUAUAACAAAGACUAAAGUCAGAAUUAAUAAUUGAAAAACAAAAAUGCUAUUAACCCAAAAAAUAAAAUAAUUUUGCGUGUGAGCCCCUGCUAUGAACUUUAGCAUAGUCGUUUUUCUUUGACCAUGAUGAAGACCCAUUUUAAUUUUGAUUUUUUGCUCAUCACGCGUAGACCUCCAAGCUUGGAAUGAAGUCUAUUUACUAAAUUAAUUCUCCCACGUGGUUGAUGAGUAAACUUAUCUCAUUAUUAAACUAAUUCUCCCAUUAUUAAAUACCUCAACUACUUGACUCCCUUGUAUAACUCAAAAGCAUUAUUGCACAGUUUCACCAUGGCUGAAUCUACAAAAGUUUUGCUCUUCACAUUGUUUUUCCUUUCAUUUUCAGGGGUUUACACUGUUACUGUAGCAGUAGUGGAAGAUCAUCCGAGGUGCUUACGAGAAUUGAAGGAUUCACUAAUUGAUCCAUUAGGAAGUUUGAAAUCCUGGAACACUUUAGACAGUAGCUCUGUUUGCGGAGUUGCUGGUGUCUCUUGCUGGAUAAACUCCGAUGAACGGGUGAUCAGCCUUGAACUUCAAGGAAAGGGGCUCAGUGGACACUUACCCGAUGCCUUAAAAUAUUGUUCUUUUUCUUUGCAUCAUCUUAAUCUCUCCGGGAACAGCUUAUUUGGUUCCAUUCCUUCGGAAAUUUGUAGUUGGAUGCCUUAUUUAGUAACCUUGGACUUGUCAAACAACAGUUUCUCUGGCUCUAUACCUGCUGAACUUGGAAAGUGCACUUAUUUGAACAACAUUAUGCUCAAUAACAACGAACUCACCGGAAAUAUUCCACAAGAAAUCUCUAGUUUAAGAAGGCUCAAGGUGCUCUGCUUGUCUAACAAUGAUCUUUCUGGUAGCAUUGCACCAUUUUUUCAGGAUUGAGUGUCUUUGAAUUUGCAGGAAACAGAGAUCUCUGCGGUGGGCCAUUAGCCAAAUGUGGUGGAAUUCAAAGGCUGUGGAAGCACUUAGCCAGUGUUGCUGCAGCCAGUUUUUUGCGUUAUAUUUUUGGGUUUCUUGUUACAUCUUUGUUUGUUUUCAUGGUGUGGCCCUGGUUGCUUACCAAAGCUAAAUGUAUCUUUCAUAAUCUGUUUGGACUUCUAUGAGAAUCACUUCAUUGUUUUGCUUUCCAAUCUCUCGGUCUAUUAUCCAAAAUUGCAGUAUGACACGAUUAUUAACUUAUGAGUUCUAAGCAAUGGUGAAUAGCUCGAUUUACGGGUUUCGUAUGAAGUUUGAAAAUGACUCCGCACUUCUAUUCAUUGAAGUUAAACAAAUGGACCACUGGCUUCUUUCUGUGUUCAUUUCACUAGUUAUUGUACAUGAUGAGAAGCAACAGAA
Molecule: messenger RNA, 1969 nt
Organism: Lycium ferocissimum
Lineage: Eukaryota; Viridiplantae; Streptophyta; Magnoliopsida; Solanales; Solanaceae
Product: inactive LRR receptor-like serine/threonine-protein kinase BIR2
Exons: 1
Coding region: 932-1516 (194 amino acids)
Molecular function (GO): protein binding
Source: RefSeq, a predicted model, not a curated record